Messenger RNA from Diabrotica virgifera virgifera (western corn rootworm), 1379 nucleotides. RefSeq lists its product as uncharacterized. The record is from RefSeq and is a predicted model, not a curated record. NCBI's taxonomy places the organism in Eukaryota, Metazoa, Arthropoda, Insecta, Coleoptera, Chrysomelidae. The transcript is spliced from 4 exons. The coding region runs from base 151 to 1332 and encodes 393 amino acids.
GAGUCUUUCAUUAUUAAUUAAAAAUAUAAUAAUUGUAUGUUUAUGUUUACAUUUCGAUGGAAAGGAAAAUAAAGAUUGUUUGAUGAUAAGUCACAUAUUAUUGUCAAGGAUUUAAUAGCGAAUGUGAUUUGGAAAUAAAGAAAAUGCAGUAUGUUCCCAGGUAGUGUGAAUAUGCUAGAGGACCAAGCAAACCGGACUAUGAUUAAAGAUAACUCUGAAGAGAAAGCUCCAUUAUUGUAUGUGGUUGAUGACGGGCUACCUAAAGAUUAUAGGUAUUUUGACACUGGCAGAUUUAGUGGGAUCAGCUCUGGUGCUACUGCAGUAUUUACACAUUUCCCCGAUUACAUAGGAACUUGUUGUGUCGUCACAGCAGUAUCCGCAUUAAUUUUCUUCAUGAUGAUGUUACUGGUGCUCUCAACGCUAACGGUGGCCAGUUUGAGGCUACCCAGAUGUGCUACAGCUCAGGAAAUCGCCAAUGAUACGAUUCAUUUAGUUCACAUACAUAACCCCAACUACCAAGAAAUAGAAAAACUAAAUUUUGUUCAAGAACUUGUAAAAUUAUAUCCUACAUAUAACAUCAGAAUACUGACUUUGCCUGGCAAAGAAGAAAUCCAAAAUAAAAUUAUUCCUGGUACCAUAGAGAAAGAGUCUAUUGAGGAAAACUCCAACGCGCAAAACGAAAUAACUUCUAGUAUAGCUGCUUCAACACAAAAACAAUCCAAUAUAUUACAAAGAAUGAAAGAUAUAAAAGAUACGCAAUUAUUAUUAAAUAUGUUAAUGCGCGGUAUGUUCAUGGACAUAAAAACUACAGAGUCAACAACGGCUCAAUCAACUACAGAUAAAGCGAUCAAAAAUGUUGAAGAUCUAGGUGGUAUAUAUCCGAAAAUUAGUUAUGAAAAUAUAUCAUACAAUGAGACAUUUUUUGGAACUCCUUUACAGACAUCGUACAAAUAUAUAAACGAGAAAUUACAAAUAUUUGCCGUUCGAGUUCUGCAAAUAUGGCAAUACGGUGGCUUGAGUUUCGAUUUACAAAACGCAGAUAAAGCUGACCUUAAACAUCUAAUAUCUAAAGAAUCUACUCACCACCACGACUUCGAAAUUACCGAAAAAGAUAGUAGAAACGUUUGGGUCAAUACAGUGAGUGUGGACGAUCAAGCUUUUCACUUGGAAAGUAAAAUCCCUUGCCAUGUCUUUUUCGAACAAAUUCUAAUGAUCCUAAGAGGAGCAGACCAAUUUACUACUGUGCAAGAUGUCAUGAAGAAAGCUAUACGAAGUUUUUGUCUACAUUAUCCGGUUAAUAGAGAAAAUUGUAUAAAGUAUAUGACUGUUUAGCGUAAAUUAUAUUUAUUUAUAAUAAUAUAUUAAUUAAAAAAUAUAAA